AGAUCUCAUAGGAGAAGAUUGCCCUAACCAGUCUGGUGGCAUCGUUGAACUUGAGUCCCCAAUCCAGGGUCGGCGUAGCCAAGAUGAUAGUGUUGCCAUUCUGUUCUGCGGCCCUGAGGAGAAAGUGGCCACUGAAACCAUGGCUCAACUUUCUUUGGCGCAGAGAUCACGUGAGUGCGUGACUAAUCUUGACUCUUUAUUUCGCUUCGCCCAAUUAAAGCUCGGCCCUGCAACGUUGAAUCAGAAGUUGACAUUGAAAAGUAUGCAGGGGCGCUUCAACCGGCGUAUCAAUUCAAUGCGCUCUUUCCCGGCCUGCAGCUUCAGUUGUACUAAGUCUUCCAAACGGGCUCUAGGUUCGUCACUCGGUUUCUCUUCAAACGUUUCCACGACACACCUUACUGGUUGGGCAGCUGUACAGAAGAAGCGAGGCUGUAGUCAACUGUAUUUUAAUCCAAACUAUAAUCAACUGCAUUUCUGA
Protopolystoma xenopodis is the source of this 478-nucleotide messenger RNA. NCBI's taxonomy places the organism in Eukaryota, Metazoa, Platyhelminthes, Monogenea, Polystomatidea, Polystomatidae. The record is from the annotation of a GenBank genome assembly.